AUGGUGGUACUUCGUGUGACCGGCUUGGAUGGCAAGGUUCUGUGUGGUCCAGAAGAUGUCUCCGGAAGAGUCUCCGACCUCAAAAGUCGCCUCAUCACCCAGUCGCCGCUGGAUUCCAUGACGGUCUGCUUGCUGCAUGAUCGCGAGGAGCUUUUCUCCGAUUCCCUCAUAGAGCUGAUCGCUUCUCGGGCAGGUGACCCUGACGUCCUGGAGCUUACGGCUAUUUGGAAGCCCAGCAUGCGAAUGCAGCUUGCGCAGCUGACGAAGGCCGCGCGUGAGAGCGCCAGCCAACGUGAGAGGGAGGCCAAACGGCCCCGAAGUUCCGACAAUGAGCAACAGAAGGAGAGCGACAUCCGGGAGUAUCGGAGCGCCUUC
Molecule: messenger RNA, 375 nt
Organism: Symbiodinium sp. CCMP2456
Lineage: Eukaryota; Dinophyceae; Suessiales; Symbiodiniaceae
Source: the annotation of a GenBank genome assembly